CAAUGUCUACUCGUUACAGCUCGAGCAGGCAAUUCUCUUCCUCCCGAAGUGGAGGUGGAGGUGGAGGAGGAUCAUGCAGAAUUUCAAGCAGCAAAGGCUCCCUCGGUGGAGGAUUUAGCUCCGGAGGGUGUGGUGGAGGUUCCUUUAGCCGUGGGAGCUCGAGUGGAGGCUGCUUUGGGGGUGGCUCAUCUGGUAGCUUUGGUGGAGGAAUGGGAGGUUUGGGCGGAGGCAGCUUUGGUGGAGUUUAUGGAGCCAGCAGCUGUGGUGGCAGCUUUGGUGGAAGCUUUGGAGGGGGCAGCUUUGGAGGGGGUGGCUACGGAGGGGGCGGCUAUGGAGGGGGCAGCUUUGGAGGGGGCAGCUUUGGAGGGGGCAGCUUUGGUGGGGGCAGCUUCGGUGGGGGCAGCUUCGGUGGUGGCGGAGAUGGUGGCCUUCUCUCUGGAAAUGAAAAAGUAACCAUGCAGAAUCUGAAUGACCGUCUGGCUACCUACUUGGAUAAAGUUCGGGCUCUGGAAGAAUCAAACUUUGAGCUAGAGGGCAAAAUCAAGGAAUGGUAUGAAAAGCAUGGCAACUCAAGCCAGCGGGAACCUCGUGACUACAGCAAAUACUACCAAACCAUCGAAGAUCUUAAAAAUCAGAUCCUCAGCCUAACAACCGACAAUGCUAAUGUCCUGCUUCAGAUCGACAACGCCAGGCUGGCAGCUGAUGACUUCAGGCUGAAGUAUGAGAAUGAGGUGGCCCUGCGCCAGAGCGUGGAUGCCGACAUCAACGGCCUGCGCCGAGUUCUGGACGAGCUGACCCUGACCAAAGCUGACCUGGAAAUGCAGAUUGAGAGCCUGACUGAAGAGCUGGCCUACCUGAAGAAGAACCAUGAAGAGGAAAUGAAAGACCUUCAGAACGUGUCCACUGGUGAUGUGAAUGUGGAAAUGAAUGCUGCCCCAGGUGUGGACCUGACUCAGCUUCUGAACAACAUGAGAAGCCAGUAUGAGCAACUUGCUGAGCAAAACCGCAAGGAUGCCGAGGCUUGGUUCAAUGAAAAGAGCAAGGAACUGACUACAGAAAUCGACAGUAACAUUGAACAAGUGUCAAGCCAUAAAUCUGAGAUCACUGAAUUGAGACGCACAGUUCAAGGCCUGGAAAUCGAACUACAGUCCCAGAUGGCCCUGAAACAAUCCCUGGAAUCCUCCCUGGCAGAAACCGAAGGUCGCUACUGUAUGCAGCUCUCCCAGAUUCAGGGCCAGAUCUCCUCUCUGGAGGAGCAACUGCAACAGAUCCGUGCUGAAACCGAGUGCCAGAAUGCCGAGUACCAACAGCUCCUGGACAUUAAGAUCAGACUGGAGAAUGAAAUUCAAACCUACCGCAGCCUGCUAGAUGGAGAGGGAGGCACUGGAGGCGGCUCCCACGGAGGCGGGCGCGGCGGCGGCAGUUCCGGCGGCUAUGGCGGAAGUUCCGGCGGCGGAAGUUCCGGCGGCUAUGGCGGCGGGUCCGGCGGCGGAAGUUCCGGCGGCUAUGGCGGCGGGUCCGGCGGCGGUGGUUCCGGCGGCGGCUACGGUGGCGGCAGUUCCGGUGGCGGCAGUUCCGGCGGCGGCGGUUCCAGCGGUGGCUACGGCGGCAGCAGUUCCGGCGGCCUCAGGUCGUCCUCUUCCGGGUCUGCCGGAGAGAGCUCAAAGGGACCCAGGUCAGCAGAAACUAACUGGGAUACUGACAAAACCAGAGUAAUCAAGACGAUUAUUGAAGAGGUGGCACCUGAUGGUAGAGUCCUUUCAUCUGUGGUUGAGUCAGAAACCAGGAAACACUUCUAUUAAACCGCAACAAGUGGAAAGAGUCUCCCUUCUGCAAAGGCCAUUCAGUACAGAAAUGCAGGAGGAAAAUCUCCAGGGAUGCACUUCAGCCUUAAUGGUCUAAGGAAAUAGGUUCACUCCUCGAAAAUAAUUGCUCUAAAGGUGUUUUGUGGUUUCUGUAUUUCUUCUUUUCACUUUACCAGAAUGUGUACUUUAAUGGAAAAAAAAAACUUUCUGUUCUCAUUUACUAAUGAAUUUCAAUAAACUUUCUUACU
This is a messenger RNA of Condylura cristata (star-nosed mole), 2053 nucleotides long. RefSeq names its product keratin 10, type I (gene KRT10). The transcript is spliced from 9 exons. The coding region runs from base 3 to 1802 and encodes 599 amino acids. The record is from RefSeq and is a predicted model, not a curated record. Lineage: Eukaryota; Metazoa; Chordata; Mammalia; Eulipotyphla; Talpidae. Gene Ontology annotation, molecular function: structural constituent of skin epidermis. Gene Ontology annotation, cellular component: keratin filament.